AGAAUCCCUGCCGCAUAAAUGGUUUAGGUAAAUUAUAAAGAACCCAAUUCCAAUGGCGAGAAUACCUGCCACAUAAAUGGUUUAGGUAAAUCAUAAAGAACCCAGUUUCAAUGGCUAAAGCCCCGAUGCAUCGUGGUUGCAAUAUAUCGGGAUGUAUUUGAGCAAACCUCUCUACUGCCAACCAUGAUGCAGCGCCCAUGACACAUCUUAGAUGGACCCAAGAAAAGAUGUAGAUCAAAUUUGUCUUUAUUGUACAUGCAGCGCUUAUCUAUGGUAACUGGGAUAACUGAUAUGGUGGGCUACUAAUUAGAUGACCCAUUGGCCAAAACCAUUGGGAUAGACGUCCAACUUCCCCAGUUACUGUACAUGACGGAUGCUAUUUAUCCACGUGAUUUUUUUUUUUUUUAAAAUUUUUCAUCCAACCAUCCAUUUACAGACCCACUAGACCAUCGGUCCUCUGAUUCACUUACCAAGUAGAACUGUGAGUCAUGGGUACCCAGAACGACGGGUCCCUGAUGGACUGAUGAACCUGACCCAAUUUAAACAGGUCUGUCCUAUUAUUUGUCAAAUUGGCAUGAUGUGUCUCUGGAUCAAUGGUUUGGACUGUCCAAGUGACCCAAUGUAACUAGGACCAUUAUAACUUAACAGUGCUCUGAGAGCACUAAAGCAUCUCUCUUAUUGAGAGAGAGAGGUAGCAUAAAAAAAUCUUCCUUGACAGAGAUGGCAGUAGUGAGAGAUUUCACACACCUCCACCUCCUCUUCCUUCUCUUCACCUGCAUGGCUUUGCAUGGCAAUUGCAUUGGAGUGAACUGGGGGAAGAUGGCAUCCCAUCGCCUUCCUGAUGAGAUGAUCGUUGACAUGCUGAUAGACAAUGGCUUCAAGAAGGUGAAGCUGUUCGAUGCUGAUGAGAACACCAUGAGAGCUUUGAUGGGGCGCAACAUUGAGGUUAUGGUAGCCAUACCAAACUUCAUGUUGCAGGAUAUGAGCGAUGAUCCCGGCAUGGCUGCUGAUUGGGUUGAAGAGAAUGUGACCAGAUAUAGUCAUCCUGGAGGCGUAAACAUCAAAUAUGUUGCUGUUGGCAAUGAGCCUUUCCUAAAGACCUACAACGACACUUUCUUGAACGUCACGAUGCCGGCCUUGCAAAACAUUCAGCAAGCACUUGACAAGGCUAAGUUAGGGACCCGGAUAAAAGCCACCGUCCCCUUCAAUUCCGAUAUCUACAAUUCUCCAGUGUUGAACCCAGUCCCAUCAGCUGGCGACUUCCGGCCAGAGAUCCGCGACCUCACGAUUCAAAUAAUUCAAUUCCUCUCAGAAAAUGAUGCGCCAUUCACCGUCAACAUCUACCCCUUCCUCAGCCUCUAUGGUAAUGAUUACUUCCCCAUGGACUUCGCCUUCUUUGACGGCAAUGACAAGCCUGUCAAGGAUGGAGACAUCAUCUACAACAACGUGUUCGAUGCAAACCUUGAUACCCUCAUCUGGGCCUUGAAAAAAGCGGGCUAUCCAGACGUGCCCAUCAUCAUAGGAGAAGUUGGGUGGCCCACAGAUGGCGACAAGAACGCAAACACCAAGAAUGCCAAGAGAUUCAACCAGGGAUUGAUUCGCCAUGUCUUAAGUGAUGAAGGGACCCCGAUGAGGAGAGGGAAGAUCAAUGUCUAUCUGUUUGGUCUGAUAGAUGAGAAUGCAAAGAGCAUUGCACCGGGCAACUUCGAGAGGCACUGGGGGAUAUUUGAAUUCGACGGGAAGCCCAAGUAUGAAUUAGAUCCAUCUGGCCACAAUGAAAACAAAGCUUUAGUUGGGGCAGAAGCUGUGGAGUACCAAUCUAGAAGGUGGUGUGUUCUGGACCCAGCUCAGAUUGAUCUUACAAUCUCUACAAGCUUAUUAAAAGAGCACAUCGCAUUUGCUUGCGAACACUCUGAUUGCACCGCACUGGGUUACGGGUCUUCUUGUAACCACCUGGGGCUCCACGGCAAUGCUUCCUAUGCUUUCAAUAUGUACUAUCAGAUGAGGAACCAGCAGGAUAUCGAUUGUGUAUUUUCUGAACUGGCAAUAGUGACUGAUCAGGAUCCGACAGAUGGGACUUGUUGGUUUCCAAUAAUGGUUACAUAUAAUUCAUCAAUGGCUAUGCAAAGGUUGAUCCAUGAGUUAUCGGCAGUGUUAGGGGCACUGACUGUGUUCUUGCUGCUGAUGAAUGGGGAGGAAUUUGGAUUUGGUAACUGAUGAGAGGACUUCAGACAAGCGUAUCAACAUUGGCAAAUCUGUAGUGAUAUCAAUCCUCACCAUGUAUUAUUAGGUGGGUCAUUGUUUCCUAGAUGUUUGUUUCCUACGCAAGCAUGCUUUUGUUAAAAAUGUGUAAGCUUUUAGCUAGAAAUGCAUACGCUUUUAGUUAGGCAUGUGUAAGUUACGGACAAUGGCAUAUGAGUAAAAUUUCAGCGUGGACUAGCUUUUGUAUCACUCUUGUUUUGUUUGUUUUUGCUUUUGUUUUUUUUUGUUUUUUGUUUUUUGUUUUUCGUUCUUUUUUUUUUUUUUUUUUUCAGUUUAAGGUGAUGUUCUUGGAUACUUUGAAAUGUGUAGUUUUGACCCUUAUCUAACAUUCUGAUUUUAAGUAAAAAGGGCAUGGUUCUGUUGUAUCAACGUCAGAGCUGGAUACAAUAGUAUG
Magnolia sinica is the source of this 2656-nucleotide messenger RNA. RefSeq names its product glucan endo-1,3-beta-glucosidase 8-like. Gene Ontology annotation, biological process: carbohydrate metabolic process. The record is from RefSeq and is a predicted model, not a curated record. Gene Ontology annotation, cellular component: plasma membrane. Lineage: Eukaryota; Viridiplantae; Streptophyta; Magnoliopsida; Magnoliales; Magnoliaceae. Bases 721 to 2217 code for a protein of 498 amino acids. The transcript has 2 exons. Gene Ontology annotation, molecular function: hydrolase activity, hydrolyzing O-glycosyl compounds.